AUGAACCGCUACAAGGUACUCAAGACGCUGGGAGAUGGGACAUAUGGCUCCGUUCUGAAAGCCCAGAACAAGCAGACCAACGAAUGGGUGGCAAUCAAGAAAAUGAAGCAGAAGUACUACAGUUGGGAUGAGUGUAUGAAGCUUCGUGAAAUCGCAUCACUGCGGAAGCUCAUACAUCCCAACAUAGUGAAGCUGAAGGAGGUCAUCCGAGAAAAUGAUGAGCUUCAUCUAGUGUUCGAGUUCAUGGAGGCGAACUUGUACGAAUUCAUGAAAUCCAGAGUUCGUGCAAUUCCAGAGAGCAAGGUCCGAAACAUCAUGUUUCAGACCAUGCAGUCUAUGAACUAUGUGCACAAACAUGGAUACUUUCACCGAGACAUGAAGCCAGAGAACUUGCUGGUUAGUGGGGACACGGUCAAACUUGCGGAUUUUGGCCUGGCGCGUGAAAUCAGAGCGCGCCCCCCAUUCACGGAAUAUGUCUCAACUCGGUGGUACCGGGCACCCGAGGUGCUGUUGCGUAGCUCCGUCUACAACUCCCCGCUGGACAUCUGGGCCUGCGGUGGCAUCAUGGCAGAGCUUUACACGCUGAGGCCACUAUUUCCAGGCGCAUCCGAGAGCGAUCAGCUCUACAAGAUAUGUAGCGUGCUGGGCACCCCGACUACUGUCAGCUGGCCAGAUGGGUUUAAGUUGGCAGCGCAGUUGGGCUAUCGGUUUCCACAGUUCGUGCCUACAAGGCUGGAGACCCUCGUGCCGCAAGCCAAUGCGGACGGCAUCCAGCUCAUGCAGGCAAUGAUGCAGUGGGACCCGAACCGGCGGCACUCAGCGUCGAGGGUCCUUCACCAUCCAUACUUCGAGGCAGAUGCUCUCAACGAAACUGUCUGA
Molecule: messenger RNA, 879 nt
Organism: Symbiodinium pilosum
Lineage: Eukaryota; Dinophyceae; Suessiales; Symbiodiniaceae
Source: the annotation of a GenBank genome assembly